CCGGGUCACGAAUCCUUCAAGCGCCACGCCGGGCGUGUGCGGGCGGCUGCAGCCAUGGCAUGCCGCUCGCUUUGCGUAGUCGUGCUCGCUGCACGGUGCGCGUACGCGUGUCAGAGAAGGAAGCCGAAGCAGCUGCCUCAGAUAGUGUGGAAUCGGGGCUAGCGGCCAUCGCCAAGCAGAUCCUGCAAACAGAUCCCGAGGCGCGGGAGAGCCUGCGCCGCUACGAGGAGGCCGUGGUCCGGCUGGAGAAGGCCAAGGCUGCCAGCGAGGAGCUGGACCGCAUGUUCGCGGAGGCGCAGAAGGGCGCCGCCAUGUCGGACGAGCAGCAGGAGCAGGCGCAGCGGCAACGCGCCAACGAGGUGAUGGCUGAUGCGGAGGUGGCGGCGGCGGAGCGCAUGUUGGCGGCGGCGGAGUUGGAGUUCGCGGCGGCGCAGGCCGAGCAGCAGCAGUGGGCGGCGGCGGCAAACGACGGCCCGGAGCGCAUUGAGUCGGUCAAGGCCGCCACCGUGGCCGCCACCGCCGGCCUGCUGGCGGAGCUGCCGCUCAUCACCCUGACCGCUGGCGGCGACACGCCCGCUCUGUCCUCCGCACUCAGCCUGCUGGCUGCAAUGGCCGCCUGCUUCCUGUUCGGCGUCACCUACCGGUACGCGGUGCGCUCCGACUCCUCCAACCGGCAGCUGCGGCUGGGCGUGGUGGAGGCGUUUGGCCUGGUGCGGGCGUCGGGCGCGGCGGACGUGCUGCAGGCCGGCUCGGCGGGCUCGCCCGAGGGCCCGCUGUCGCUGGCGGGUGCGGUGGGCCCGGGCGCGCUGUACGCGCUGGAGAGCCUCAUCCUGUUUGGAUUUGCGUCCGUGGCCGUGGAGGCCGCCUUCAACGCCGGGUUCCUCAAGCGCUUCGGUGAGCGGCCGCAGCAGUGAGCGGGCCGCGGCGUCGCCAGGUUUUUAGAGGUAGCAGCAGCUGCAAUGUAGUAAUAUGGGUGUAGGUUGAGGUGUAGGUUGAGGUGUUGACGAAUCUUUGGGACCGCGCGGGAGUUACAGGGCUCAGCUCUGUGGUGACGUGAUGGGAGGCACGUGGAAAUGGGUGCAACGAGCGCACGCGGCAGGCUUCGUCGUGCCGCUGCGAACGAAUAUAUACUAUUCGGGCGAUUAGCACGCGCGUGAAAGUACAGCGUGUGAGGCGCUCGAGCGACUUGCUGGCAUGUGCAGUCCUGUGGGACGGCGGUGAAAGACGGUGAACAAUCGGAUGCAGUGUUUUGCGAAUGUGUUGCGAGUCACAAUACAAAGAACUUCUUACACGCGAGUGAAUGGAGGCAUAGUCGUGGGUGGCAAUGGCGAUUGGGGUGGGGGGGCUGCAGCAUAGGACGGGGUGCCGCCGCCACGGGCUGUGGCUGGCCAGGUGUCCAGGCCAUGACACAAACCUUAUUAAUGUCCGCACCUG
This is a messenger RNA of Chlamydomonas reinhardtii, 1434 nucleotides long. RefSeq lists its product as uncharacterized. The record is from RefSeq and is a predicted model, not a curated record. The transcript is spliced from 8 exons. NCBI's taxonomy places the organism in Eukaryota, Viridiplantae, Chlorophyta, Chlorophyceae, Chlamydomonadales, Chlamydomonadaceae. Bases 60 to 914 code for a protein of 284 amino acids.